UUAUUCGUAUUUUUUGGCUUCAUUCCACAGUUCUUCGAUCCUGUUUGUUUUGGCGACUCCAAAGCCGGUCCUUUUAUCCCUCACCCCAGAAGCGCCGUCCGCCCUUCUUUUUUAAACCGGACUGCCGGCCAAACCGUUUUGCUUUCCUUCCCGUCCGCCGGGCUGGCAUCGCGUCGCCUCAGAUCCAAAGCUCAACUCUUUGAACGAGUUUAACGCCAAUUCUGCAGGUUGUUAUUGUUGUUGUUUUCCUUUAAAAGCUCCCCAAAAACGGUUUCCACACACUUCGCCGGGAGCGUCUCUCGCCUCCAUUUUUCACCGUUUCCCCCUCAGCCUUUUAUUAUCUCUACCAUUUUCUGCUCGUUCCCCGUUUCCGUUUGUCGGACGAACGUAAUUUCCGCGGAAGGUGUGGCGGCGGCGGCGGCUGGUGUCGGAGGAUGGCCGCUCUUUCGGCACCGCCGAGGAAACAUUUAUUGGAUUUGCCUUGGGAAGACAUCUUAUUCCCUCAUAUUCUUUCGCAUCUCCCUCUGAGACAGCUCUUGAGCCUGCAAAGAGUCAGCAAGUGUUUCCGGAAUCUAAUCCAGCUUUAUCUUACCAACCUGCGCUGUUUUGAUUCUAGUCAGGUUGGGCCUCAUAUCCCAAAAUCUGCAUUCUGUGUCUUGUUAAAAGACAAUAAAGUACUGCAGCAACUAGCCUUGCAAAACUGCUCUGACUGGUUAUCUGACAAGGAACUGCUUCCUGUGAUUGGUCAAAACCAUCAGCUGCAACAGAUUGAAUUGAACGGCUGCAUACAGCUGAGCCGCCAUGCUUUGGUGGCCAUCUCUUUGGGCUGCCCCAAUUUGCGGCAGCUUUCUUUGGCCCAUUGCGAAUGGGUGGAUGGACUUUCCUUGCGGAGCCUCGCCGACCACUGCAAAGAGCUUGAAUCUCUAGAUCUUACAGCCUGCCGGCAGCUGAAAGAUGAAGCCAUUUCCUAUCUUGCUCAAAGAUGCAACAAAUUAAAAUCCAUUUCGCUGGCUGUCAAUGCCAAUGUUGGUGAUACGGCCAUAGAAGAAAUUGCCAAAGCCUGUUCUGACCUAGAGCAUUUGGAUCUCACAGGCUGCCUGCGAGUGAAGAACAACUCCAUUAGGACCUUGGCAGAGUACUGCCCUAAGCUUCGUGCCUUGAAGGUGAAGCAUUGUCACGAUGUUGCGGAAUCCAGCCUGAGCGUAUUACGUAGUCGCGGAGUGGAAUUGGAUGUUGAACCUCCCUUUCAGCGUGCCCUAGUUCUCUUACAGGACGUAGUGGGCUUUGCCCCAUUUAUUAACCUUCAGAUCUAAUGAAAAGAAGAUGCUGGGAAUUGUCUCUGGGUAAUCCCACAACAAGUUUAAAAGUCUAAGAUUUCAUCUUUUUCAUUAUUGAACUGGGCCUGUUUUGAGCCAUUAAUUCCUCGUGUGGAAGUUUGUGUUGAAAAAAACAAACAAACUCUGCAUUUGCAUGAAAAGCAUAAUUUCCAGCUUCCAUUAUUGCUGCUACUCAUUGAUUGCUCUACCUGUCUAUUAUUAAAGAUAUUUUAGAGAUUGAUUUGAACUGUAAAGUAGCUCCAAGCAAUGGCAUUGUUGAAUCUGUUAUCCAGUGACUUUUUCACAUCGACAAAUCAAGUGUGGAAAUGCUGUGGGAAGAUUAAAAAGCUCCUUGGAGGCCACAAGAGAUGGACAACACUAUAAUUUUUCUGUUUUGAACUGAAUGCUUGAGAAAUACUGCAUCUAUUUAGAGUUGCUAUUAUUUUUUUAGUUUUGUAGUUCUUUUUAGGGUUAAAGGAAAGACAACUUUUAAAUCAAGCUUGAAGUCUUGGUGAUUGUGUGGACACAGCCAUGCAGUUUUAAUACAUAAGUAUUGAGGUGGAUUGCCAUUGUCUUUUGGGACAUUUUGACUAUAGUCUAAUAUUCCCUGGUGAUCCAACCAGAAGUGGUAUUCAGCCAGUUUGUACCGGUUCGGGUGAGCCAAUAGCGGCAACUGCAGGUGGGCCCGCCCACCCAUCCUGGCGUAAUGCCAUCCUAUUUAGCCAUGUUUACGAGGUCUGGCGCAUGUGCGGAAGGUUAGGCACAUGUGCAGAAGAGGCACGCUUGUGUGAAGCGAGCAUGCGCAUGCGCGGCGGACCAGUGGUAAGAAUUUGUGAAACCCACCACUGGAUCCAAGUAUAAUCAGACUCAGUUUUGGUAGUAGAACUGUGCAAAACAUUUCAAAUUGAACUGUUCCUCAUGCACAACAUGUUCCAACUACGAAGCACCUUGCCUUGAAUGAGAAGCACCUAAUCUGAGUAAUUUGGAAGUGUUUCAACAUAAAUACAGUUAUGUUCCAUGUGUGAGUCUGCUGUGUCAAGACAGUUCAAUUCAAAAUCUUUUGCAUAGUCUUGCUUAAUUUCUGAGCCUAAACAUGGUCAGAAUUACAGAACAGAUUAUAAUGCUGACAUCCACAAAAUUGUCUCUUCUAAAAGACGAAGAUGGUAAUUAUGUGUAUAGAAGAAGUUACUAUAACUAAUAUUCAAAUAGCUGAAAAACCAUUGGAAAGUUCACGUCUGAAAGAAAGCAUAUUUCACAGUAAUUUACAUGAAUAUGGUUAAAUUAUACACAAGGGCUUGUAGAUCAGCAAAAGUACUCUGUUAGCAAUUAUUGGUCUUCUGAAUGCAGAAGAUAGGUUUUAAAGAUUGUAUAUAUAAACUAAGGAAAUCCUAAUAUCUUAGAUAAGUAAAAAGUUUAAUGUCUCACUUCUUAGCCAAUAACUAGCAAAUCAAGUACUUCCUUGAGAAUUCACAGGGCUAAGUCAAAUAAUUCAGUGUAGCUUGCUUUUCUUGUCUGGCUUAAUACUGAUCUAUGUUACAUCCCUCUUUUUAUUUUUAACAUUCUCCUUUUAAAUGAACCUGUUUCUCAGUAAAAUAUCACCAAUUUUGUGGAUUGUAACCAUAAAAGGUUCAUUAUAAUAAGUCUCAAAGUAUGUAUAUAGUCCAGGGGUGAAAUCCAGCAGGUUCUGACAGAUUCUGGAGAACCAGUAGCGGAAAUUUUGAGCAGUUCGGAGAACUGGCAAAUACCAGCUCUGGUUGGCCCCAGAGUGGGGUGGGAAUGGAGAUUUUUCAAUAUCCUUCCCCCAGGAGUGGUGAUAGAAUGGAGAUUUUGCAGUAUCCUUCCCCUGCCACGCCCACCAAGCCACACCACACCACACCCACCAAGCCACGCCCACAGAACCGGUAGUAAAAUAAUUUGGAUUUCACCACUGAAAUAGUGUAUGUUAAGAUGGCUGAUUUAUCCCUAUAUUAUUCUUAGGAAAUUCGUAAAAUCAGAAGAGUAACUGAAUCUGUCAAUUAAAAGCAAAUGUCAUUUCUCUCCCCUUAGCAAGAGGCAUAAAGUCAGUACUGUGGUGUACAAUUGUGUAAUUCAAACAUGCAUGAGGUGUGCUUCCAAUUUAAAACACUGUGCAGAAAAUAAUAUGUAUUUCAAUUCUCAAAAAAUUGGGAACUAAUAGAAUACAUGUAUGUCAUUGCCUCAAACCUGCAUUAUCUGACUCAAUGUAGAGACUAUGCUGCUUCUUAUUUAAUGGGUAUUAUAGAAGUUCUAUAAAAGUAGAACUAUUAAAGAAGAACUGCACACUUUCUUUAAGGAUAUACUACGCAAUAAAGAAGGACUUUUUGUCAGUUAGUUGUAGCUUGCUAAAUUACACACAUGAUGUCGCUUAAUGUUACCUUCUUUGCUGUUGUAAGUCUCAGGUUGGUGAUCAUGGAUACAAUUCAUGAAAGUGAAAUUUGACAAGUUGGAGUAUGUUAGAUUUUUUUUGAGGGGGGUGAGAUUCUAAAGACUUCUAUUUUUCCCACUCUUAUCAAUAAUAUUUGAAAAACUGAAUUGAACCAUGAAAUUUAAGAUAUGAUUAAAAAAAAUGUUUAAAUGAAAUGUAAAUACAGUACAGAUUCAUCUUGUUGCUUAGGAGAAUUCAUUAUGAAAUAGAAAAUAUCCCUUGGAAAUUAAAAAAAAAUGUGUAAUGAAGUUGUGUUGUUGGUAGAAAUGAACAGUCCCAGUAAAAUGCAAUGCUAUUACAGAUCCUCUGCUGGCAGAGCCAGAGCUACAAUUAUAAUUUAUUCCAUUAUACUUGGCUAAUAAAUCUGAUUUAGUGUA
Messenger RNA from Ahaetulla prasina, 4136 nucleotides. RefSeq names its product F-box and leucine rich repeat protein 15 (gene FBXL15). The transcript has 4 exons. The record is from RefSeq and is a predicted model, not a curated record. Gene Ontology annotation, biological process: SCF-dependent proteasomal ubiquitin-dependent protein catabolic process. Bases 435 to 1313 code for a protein of 292 amino acids. Lineage: Eukaryota; Metazoa; Chordata; Lepidosauria; Squamata; Colubridae. Gene Ontology annotation, molecular function: protein binding. Gene Ontology annotation, cellular component: SCF ubiquitin ligase complex.